AGUUUCAUGGUUGGAAGAAACAGAGAUGAACGUCAGUGUAGCUGAUCUGACACGGUAAGCAGAGUCUGUCUACAGACUGUCCUGUGACAAAUACCCAUGUUGACUAGUUUCCUGUCAACUUGAUACAAGCUGCCAUCAUUUUGGAAGAGGGAACCUUAAUUGCCCCCCCCAGAUUGCCCUGUGGGCAAGCCUGUGGUACACUGUAGAUGUAACCAACCGUCUUAUUAAAUAGAAACACAGAACCAAUGCAAAGAAGAAAGCCAAGAAGUCAGAGCUAAGAGCAAAAACCUUACCCGUCCUCCUGUGGUGGUCCUACCUCUCUGAAAGAGAGCUACUUCCUGUGUUAAAGUCUUUAUAUAGACUUUAUGCUUUGCCUUCUCAUUGGCUGUAAACCCAACCACAUGACCGCCUCGUCACUGCCUGUCUGUACAGAUCUCCAGGUCUUCUAUGGUUGGUAUUGAGAUUAAAGGCGUGUGUAUCCAAUGCUGGCUGUAUCCCUGAACACAAAGAGACUUACCUAGCUCUGCCUACCAAGUGCUGGGAUUACAAGCGUACACCACCACUGUCUGGCUUUCCUAUAGCUUGCUAAUAGCUCUGACUCCUGGGCAACUUUAUUUAUUAACAUACAAAUAGCAUUUUAAUACAAAUAAAAUAUCACCAUAGUAUAUUUUCAUUUUUUUUUCUGUUUUUCUUUCUUUCUUUUUUUUUCAAUGUAUAACCCUGGCUGUCCUGGAACUCGCUCUGUAGACCAGGCUGGCCUUGAACUCACCUGUCUCUACCUCCCGAGUGCUGGGAUUAAAGACAUGUGCCACCAUGCCUGGCUGCAUUCUGUUAAUUGAAGAUUGAUAUUGGAAGGUCCAGCUCACUGUGAGUGGUACCACGCAUGAGCUAGUGGUCUCAGGGGGUACAAGAAGGCAGGGUGAGCAAACCAUGAAAGCAAGCCAGUAAGCAGCUCCAUGGCCUCUGGAUCAGCUCCUGCCUCUUGGAUCCAUCUUGCCCUGAGUUCCUACCCUGACUUCCCUCAGCAAUGGAGUAUGACCUGAGUGUUGUAGGCUGAAACAAACCCUGUCCCCCCAACUUGUUUAUGUUCAUUGGGGUUCAUGACAGCAAUAGAAUUCCUACCCGUGACACCAUCUUCAUUGUGAAUGCUGUACGUAAAAUACCUGGCACUCUGACUUCAUUUACUCUGAGAGCAAUUGCCUCCUUCCUAAAUUAUCUUUCUAUUCCUACUGCAAUGUCACUUCAGUUCCACUGACAUAUUCUGCUGUGUCCAGUAUUUCAGGACUUCCUACCGACUGGACCCAGGAAUAUGUACUCUGGUCAAUAGACAGGAGUCUUGGACGGAUCCUCCAACAUCUGGAUAAUGCAAGAUCAACACUUAUGGAGCUGAAUGUUUCAGAAUCCCGAGAUCUGACUUCUUCCUCCGUCUCUGACAGUGUGGUUCAGGAGAUUGUCCCACCCAGCUGUUACUGUCAAAAGGGAAAGACUUCUACUGACUACAGCAUGUCCUCUGCAUCAUUCAACAACAGCUCGAGCCUGUCUUAUCUUCCAAUGUUUCCUGAAGGGACAGCUUGGCAAUUCCAGAGCGAUAGUGGACCUGUUUCCUCCCAAAAGGAAGCAUCUAUGCCCAGGAGCCCUGGCACAUCCCUGCCUACUUCUCAGCUGACAGAUUCUGCGAAAUCAGAUCUUUCUCCGAAUUUGGCAGUUCUUCGUCCCUUACAAGCUCAAACUUCCUUUAUGAGCUCUAUUUUAGAAUCCUUAGAUCCUUGCGAACAAGAGAAAACAAAAGAUAAGAGAAAGACUCAUUUUGAAUCAAAUCAUGGGUCAGAUUCUGAUUUGGAUGAGAGUCCAGGACCCCUAGUAUGGGCUCCACUCCAGCUCUCUCCUUUGAUCAGAGGAGAACUGGAAGGACAUAUGUCUCAGAAGGUUUCUACUUUGCAGCAAGAAGUGGUGCCUCUGCCUGUGAAGAAAUCCUGGAACAUACUCAAUCAUUUGAUGGAUGUACAAGGAGUCCCUGAAGAAGAGCUCCCGAAAACUCAGUUUCCUGCACUCAUCCCUGUGGGGAUGUUGAGCAAAAUACCAACACAUCUCCAGAUCCUCCAUCAUUUCAUCUCCACGUGAACAUUGGGGUGAAUUCUGAAGUCCAUAGGACGGAAGCAAUCAUUUCACAGCCAUUUCCCUCAAACAGGCAGUCACAACCCGAGGAUGACCGCCAAGAACUUAGAUAUAAUCCUUUAGUUAUAUCAACGGGCACUCCAUCUCCCAGAAAUCUAGGAGUUAACAUAAUUCAGGAAGAACAAGCUUUAGUGAAAAAGGAUUCAAAGCAUGUGUUAGAGCCGAAUAUAGAGCAGAAGGUCAUAGGUCUUCCAGAAAAAAAGGGUACAGACACAUAAGGCACAACUAACUAAUGUGGAGCUGACACCCAAGAUACCACGUUCAGCCACUGACAGAAUAAAGGUCACUCCAUUGGCAUUGCUUCAGGUUAUGGACUUAAUGGGAAUAAUCCCAGAAUCACAGUCGGAGCUGAUAGACUCUGUGGGGUUUUCCCCAGAGCCGCCAAAUCAAGCAGAAACAGUGGGGAUAACUCCUCAGCCAUUAGUCAAGCAACUGAACCAAUAAAAGGAACCCUUCAUCAGCAUCAAACCACGGAAUUAAAGAGCAUGGCCUCAAGACUGAGUCAAGUCACAGAUAACCUGGAGGUAACUCCUGUGGCAUUGUUUCACGUCACGGAUUCCAUGGAGAUGAUUGACAAAUUAAGUCCACAUGGCAUAGAACCAGUAGGAGUAGCCCCACAGCCACAAUACCAAGUCAUGGAAUCAGUGAAGAUGGAUACAUUGCAUAACUAUCAAGCCAUAGGACCAGGAAGUAUGAGUCGAGGGCCACAGCAGACAGUUGUGGAAGCUGUGGAAAUGAUCCCCCAGCCUCAGCAUAAAGACAUGGGAACGCUGACCAUGACCUUGGGGUCACAGAAUCAAGCCUCAAAACACAUCAGGAUUACUCCCAGUCCAGUACAUCAAAAUGCAAUGGAAAUUAGCUCAAGUGCACUGCCUGAAGCCACUGAAGAUACAAAAGUGUCUCCAGGGGCAAAACAAGCCAUGGAUUUCAUGCAGAUAUUUCCACUAGGACAGCCACACAUUACUAAAUCUAGGGCUUUGAUCCGAGGCUCACAGCCUCCAGCUGAAAAUUUGACCCCAGUGUCAGCUCAACCAGAGUUCCGACUACUACUGUCCCAGCAGGAACUGUAGAAUCUAGAAGCGUACCUCCACAGCCACCAUCUAAAGUACUGGAACCAUCAGGAAUGACUGAUGACCUACUACCGUCAUGUCAGUCCCUGCAUGCUCUAAAGGUGACCCCACCAGUCCAGGCAUCUCCGACGGGAAUGAUCACACCACUACAAAUUGUAGAGCCUCAAAUCAAAGAGUCUCUGCAAUUGACUUCUGGGUUACAGGGUCAAGUUGAAGACUCCGUGGGGACUAUGCCACAACCUCAAGGCACAGAGUGUGUGUCACUGACUCCAAAGUCACAUCAUCAAAUAAUGGAAUCCAGGAAAGCAAUCCCAGCACCACCAGAUCAAGGUGCAGCACCUAUAGGAAGGGGCCAAAAGCAUCAAGUUCCAGAAGCUGAAGUAGUGCCAGUCAUACCACUGCUUCAGGAAAUGGAAUAUUUGGGGGGGGGAGCACAAUCCCACAGCCUAAGGUUAGGGAUUCAAUGGACUUUCCUACAGAACUACAGAAUGUAAAAUCUGAGCACCUAAUCCCGGAUCCAAGAUUGCAAAGUGUGAAAUCUGUGGACAUAACCACAGAUUUAGUCCCAGAAAUGGAAAAAUAUGGACCACCAACCUCAACAGUGGUAUGUAUAGAUUUGGCCCCAGAACUGCAUCAGCAGAAUACACAAUAUGAGGAAUUAACCCCCAUACCACAACUGCAAAGUGAGACAUCUGUGCCAUCGGCCCCUGAGUCUCAGUUUCAAGAUAUGAAAUCUGGCCAACUGACAGUUGAACCACAACACCAAAACAAAAAGUCUGCUGGGUUGGCGGCAGGUCCACAAUUGCAAAAUAAUAAAUCAGUACAUUGGAUCCCCGAUUAUCAGUCUCAAGGAAUGGAAGAAGCUCUUUCAGCCCUAUCACAGGACAUACAUUUAGAGACCAUCACUUGAAGCUAUAACAUCUGUGGACUUGGCCCCAGAACCAUGUUCACAAACAUUGGUUCUGAUAAGAUAGCCCCUGUACCAUUGCUUGAGGAUACAAAGACUCCAUUGGUAGAAGGUAGGAAUCUAAUUCCUGAGGCACUGGUGGAGAGUAUGGAAGUUGGUGAACUGAUCCCAAGCACAUACUUUGAUGCAACAAAAUCUUUAGAAGCGACCCCCAAACCAAGUUAUCAUUUCCUAGAACCUGAAGGACUGACCCUACAGCAUCCAGCCUCAGAAGCAAGAGUGACCUCUGAACCUUGCCAGCAGGUGGAAGAAUCUGCUCCGUUGCCACAAUCAUCAUUAGGGAUGACUCCAGCACCAUUGAGCCAGAGCUCAGAAUCUGUGGAGAUGAGCUCACCACCACUCCAAGAUACUCUUGAACCUGGGACCCAAGUUGUAAAAGAGAUGGAAGAGACUCCAGAAUCAGGAAGUGCAAUUAAAGAUACUCUGGAUUUGCUACUAGAUUCAGAAGUGCAAACUAUGACCUCAGGAGUGAUGGCCCCAGAGCCACAGCCCCCUGAUGUGAAGUUUGUUCAGGUGCCUCCAGAAGCGUGUGCAGAAGUUACCAACCCAUCGGAAAUAACUCUGAAACCAGAAUAUGAAGACACAGAGACCUUCAGAUUGACAUUCUCUAAAGUCGAUGAUACCCAGGGAACCAUCAUAGUGAGACCUCUGGAGUUUAGUCUAGAAUCAGGAGUGCAAGGUGAGAAAUCAGAGUCCUUUGCCCAAAAUUUGAAGUCUGCAGAAGUAGAACUACCCUUACAAGUUGUAGAACCUACAGUACUAACUAUAGGACAAAAACCACAUAUUAAAGAUGUGACCCCAAAGCCACAGCUCCACAAAGUAAAGUCUAGGCAAAUGGAUAGAGAUUCACAGUUGCAAAAUGAGAACUCUGUAAAUGUAAUACAGCCGUCAUCUGCAGGAGAGGUAGAUCCUGAAAAGACAAAACCAGAGCCAUGUCUACAAAGUUUAUCACCGAAGGAACGGAUUGAGGGAACACAGCCCCCAAAUGUGAAAUCUGUGGAUUUAAAUCUAGGCCCACAGAAGCUAAGUGUCAAAUCGAAAUUGAUUCCAGGGCCAAAAUUGCAAAGUGUCCAGUUUCCAAUGUUAUAUCAAGGGCUACUUCUUCAAGGGGAAAACCCAGUAAAUUUCAUCUCAGGCCCCCCACAUUAUGGUGUGAAAUCUCAUGAAAUCUCAUGAUGAAAUAUCAUGUUUCCUGGGGCCAGAAACCACAUCAUCAGAUUUUAUCCUGGGGCCAAAGCUUCCAGAACCACAGCCACAACCACAACCACAACCUGGUAAACCGGUAUACGUAAAUGUAAGACCAUGCUUGCAACAUGUGAGAUUCUCUGAUGCAAUCCCAGAGCCCAAACACCAAGGUUUCAAAUGUGUAACCUUCAUGCCAGGUGUUCAGCUUCAAGACAGGAAGCCUCAGGGAUUGAUGCCAGAAUCGUUUCUGCCAUUAAGCCAAGAGACACAGGUUGAAGAUAAGAAGCUUGUGAUGCCUCCGAAGUAUCAGAAUUUUGCAGCGUGAAACGCCCAAUCCCAGCCUCUGAACUACAACAUCCAAGAGUGAUAGCUAAGCAGGUCAAUCCAGGACUGUGGCACCAAGAUACCAAAUUUUCUGCGUUGGCUUCUAGGCCGAAACUACCAGGGGUCAGAUUUGGGGAGCAAACCCCAGGAUCAUUGUCUUAUGGUAUGAGUCCUAUGACUCCAGAGUUAGGGAUACACGAUCACAAAUCAGCAAAGGCAACUCCAGGGCUACAAGACACAAGGCAUGUGAGUUUAACUCGGGGCCAUGGCUGCAGGAUGUCAAAUUUUUUUAUGUAAUUCCAGGAACUCAACCUCAAGGUGUGAAGAUUUCAGAGUUAAACUCAGGGCCACAGUUAGAGUGUGUAAAAAUAUUUGAGUUGACCACACAGUCAGAGAGGCAAGGGAUGAAGCCAGAGUUAAUAGUACAAGAACCACUCUUUAAAGAUAUAAAAUAUGUCACAAGGAAUCAAGUACCAAACUUUGAAGGCAAAAUGUCUUAUAAACUAGCAUCUGAACCACAGAUACCAAAAGCAGAAUCAAAGAAACUGACUCCUGGGAAACACUUGGCAGGUGCAGAUCAUUCUGAGAUGAUCAGAAGAACAUAGGCACAAGGUGUAGAAUCUUCUACAUUGAUCCACAGACAGCAUUUGGAACAUAUAAAACCUGUAGAGAAGAUCACAGCCUCAAAGCAAGAAGAGUUAACGCCAGGGCCUCAUUUGGAAGACAGGAAAUCUAUGGAGUUAAGGUCAAAGUCAGAGCUGGGGAAAAUCAUAUCUAUGCUGUCAACCCCGGGGAUACAAGCAGGAGAUAAGGAAUGUGAGGAGCUGCCUCCGGGCUCCACCCUGAAAGGUUUAAAAUAUGAGUUACCCCCUUCAGCACCACAGUUAGAAGACAGGAAAUCUGCAGUCUUAACUGUAGGACAAUGUCCAGAGAAAAAAAUCUACAGUGAUAUCCCCAAGUAGUUCCCAGUUAGAUGGUAUGAAAUCUGUAAAGCUGAUUCCAGGUUCAAGAAUUCAAGAUUUGAUAACUGUGGGGUUGGCCAGUGAUGCACGUGUUCAAGAAGUAAAUGCCAUGCGCUUAGAACUUGAACCAAAGAAGCAAGGGGAGAGUCCCAUGACUUUUGUACCAGGGAUGCUGUUUCAAGACAAGCCUAUGGAGGUGUUGAAAGGGCCUCAUCUACAAGAUGUAAAACCCAAGGAACUGACCUCACGGCCACAAACACAAGAUAGCAAAUGUGUGAUUAUCUCAUGUCUGAAGCAGCAAAAUCUAAAACCUGUGAAUAAAGCCAAAACACAAGGGAUCCAAGAAGUAAAAUUCAUGGAUUUAGUCUCAGCACAACACAACCAUGGAUUUAACUCUUGAGGCCGGACAGGAUGACCACAUAAGCUCAGCAGAGUGAAAAGGUGGGAUGUUCGGCCACCUGAACAAACAGUUGGAGUCAGAAGAAAUGCUGUCUAUGGGGUCAGAUCAAGAACCCAAACCUGCAGGUAGAAAACCCAUAGAGCUCACCUCUAAACUACAAUGUAAAGAUGCACCCUCAUUUGAAUUGGCCCCUGAACCAGUUCAUAAUGUAAAAGCUCAAGAGGACCAAUAUGGGCCACAGGUGCCGAGUAUGAGACCUUGUCCAUUGACUCCAGAAUCACAGGUGUACCAAGUGAAAGACUUGGAGCCAAUGUUAGAGCCACCGCUCCAAGAUGGGAGAACUGUGGCACUAAAUACUGAACCACAAAUUGGAGGUACAAAAUCUGUGCAGUGGAUUCCAGUAUCUGAGUUUCAAAGGGAGAAAUGUAUAGGGUCAAACUUUAGGUUACAGUCUCAGAGUGCCAGCCCUACAGAAUUGAAGCCGUCUACACAGCGGAGAGGUGUGAGGUCAUCUGAAUUGACUGUCAGGUCAAAAAUUCAAGGAGAAAAAUCCGGAGAGUUUCAUCUUGAGUCACAGUUACAGCAGGUUAGCACUAGGGCUGCAGAAAACUAAACCUUUGAACUUAACUUCCGAGCCACAGCCUCAAGGGAUCAAAACUGAUCAGCUAAACAAAGAGACACAGGUAGAAAGAUCUAUCCAGUGGAUACCAAGACCUGAAUUCCGCGGUGUGACAUUUACAGAAUCAAAUCAUGAGCCACCAUCUCCAGGUGUCAAAUCUACAGAACGGAAACCAUCCAUACAACUGUAAGGUGUGAAGACAUCAGACAUGGCUCUAGGGCCAAAACCUCAAGGAAAAAAAUCCGUGGAUUUUAACCUUGGGCCACAAGUAUAGUGUGUGAAGACCCCUGAGUUGUCCCCAGGACCAGAGCUACAAGAAGGGGAAAUCAUCACAUCCACCUCAGAGCUACAGUCUCAGUGUGUGAAAAGUGUGGCAUUACUUCAGGGACACAGCUUGAAAAUACAAAAUCUGUUCUUUGGAUACCACUGUCUGACUAUCAAGUUAAUAAAUCUACACUGAAUCUUAGGUUACCACCUCAGGAUGUCACAGCUAAAGAGUUAAAACCCUCAGUACAACUAGAUGUGAAGACAUCCGAUGAGUUGACUACGAGGCCAAAGUCACAAGGUAAACAACCUUCAGGGUCAACCCAGGAACAUCAGUCUCAGAGGUCCAAAACUACUGAUUUUAAAUCUGAGUUUUAGAAUUAUGAAAGCAUGUGACCCAAAGUUAAGGUCAAAGAUCAAUAAUAUAAAAUUGACAUUCAAACCCAGGUUUUGCUUAGAAGACAGGAGCUCUCCUGGAUUAAACCCUGGAAUACAGCCUCAAGAAGUGAAUCCCUUAGGGUCAUCCCCAGGAACACAGCCUCAAACUGUGACACCUUCAGUGUUUAAACAAGAGUCACAGUCCUCAGAAGUGAAAUAUGGAGCAAUAAGCCAAAGGCCACAAUCACCAAACAAUGUAGAGUUGAAAUGUGGAAAAUCUUCUGAGUUGGCACUUCAGGCAAAGCCUCAAGGUAUGAAAUCGGAGAAGAGCUCUGGGUCCCAGUGGCAACGUGCAAAAUGUUCUGACUUGACACCUGAAACAGAGUCCCCAAAUAUGAAAUGUACUAAGUUAAGUCGCAGCUCACAGUUGAAAGGUAAAGCAUGUAUUGAGUUAGCUGCGGGUACCAAAACUCAACGUGUCAAACUAGGCUGUAAACCUGGGCCACAGUGGCAAGGUAUAAAAUCUAACUCAUUUCUGAGGACAAAGCCUCAAGAAAUGGAAAUGGAAGACUGGGAAUCAGGCCCACAGUUACAAGAUCUGAAAUCUUCAAGGACAAUCAUGGGUAUAAAGGUCCAUGAUGUCAUGUCUGUGGACUUUGGUCCUGGACCACACUUACAAGGUAUGACAUCUGAAGUCAUUACAGGGAAGAGGGUUCAUGGUAUGAAAUCUGUAGAAGAAAAACCUAGUUCAAAGUUACAAGGUAAGAAACAUGAUUUCACCCCGAGGAAGAUGUCCUUAGGUACAAAAUCUGUAGAGCUGGACUCAGGCCCCCCUUUACAAGAUUUGAAAUAUCCUGAGCUGAUCAUGGGCAUGAAACUUCAAGGUGUGAACUCUAUGGGACAACAUGUCACAAGUAUAAAAUCUUCUGAGGUGGUAACACAGAUAAAAUCCCAAGGUGUGACAGCGGUAGACCUCAAUUCUGGACCACAGACACAAAAUAAAAAGCCAUCUGAGUUGGUUCAAGGGAAAAGGCUCCUAGCUAAGGAGUCUGUAGAGUUUAAUCAAGGCCCAAAGUUACAAGGUGUGACAGUGGAGUCCAAGCCCCCAAAUGGGGAAUCUGGGAAGUUAAACUCAGGCCCUCAGUUACAAGAUGAGAAAUAUUCUCAGUCAAUUCUGGGGACAAAGCUUCAAUAUGGAAGAUCUAUGGAGGUCAGUCCUGGCCUAUGCUCACAGGGUAUGAAAUGAAGUCUUCCAAAGUGAUUUCUAGGACAAACUUCAAAAAGAAAAACCCGUAGGCUUUGUGUAUCAGCCACUGUGGCAAGAUGUAAAAUCUUUAAAAUGGACAUUUGGUAAGGCACUUGACAGGGAACCUUUGCAGUUGGAAACCGCUCAUUUACAGGACAGGAAAUUAACUAUGCUAACAUCAGAAUUACACCUUCAAGGUAUGAAACCUGAGUCAGUCAACUGUGUAUCAAAGUUGAAAGGUGUGAAGUCUGAGCCCACAUAUAUCCACACAAUGAAGGAUACAGGGAUCAAUCAUGGUUCAGAAUCACAGUUUGUGGGAUUCUCUAAGCAGGCCUCGGACUCAAAGGUUUAUAGCGUGGUUCCUUCUGAACUCAAUGCCAGAAACCAGAAGCGAGAUCGGAAGUCUCACAAAUUAAGUCAAAAGCAACAACUUCAAAAAAUAAAACAAAUAUCGUUCAGGGAUGAGCCACAUUUACAACAUAUCAAGUCAUCAGAAUUAUGUACAAAGCUUCAAGACCUGAAAUCUAUGGAAUUCAAUUCAGAGCAACCGUUGCAAGAUGUGAUGUCUUCUGAGUUGGGCCUGAGAAUAAGUCCUCAGUCUUUAGACGGCAACCCUGGGCCACAUUUGCAAGAGAUAAUACCUUUUGAGGGGCGCACAGAAACCAAGUUUCCAGAUGAGCCAUCUCCGGAAUUCAAGCGUAAGCCUAGACUGCAAGGUAGGCCAUCCUGUGACCCGAGUGCAGGGCCACAGAUUCACUGUGAAAAUGUUAUGGCAUCCAACACCGGAACACAAAAUGUAGAAUUGUCUGAGUUGCACCCUGGUCCAGACCUUCAAGGUAUAAAAUCUAAGGUGUUCUGCCUUGGACCACACUUGGAAGAUGUGAAUUCUGCAUGCACUCCCAAUGCAAAUUCUCAAUAUAUAAACACCAGUGGGUGUAAACGUGGGCCAUAUUUGCAAAAUAUAAAUUCCUCUGCUUGCAUCCCAGAGCCAGACCCUCAAUGUAUAAAAUCUGUGUACAAUCCUGGGCCACAUUUACAUGGAAUGAAUUCUUCUGCAUGCAUUUUAGGACCAAAAUUGCAAGGUGUAGAUUAUACUGGGUGUAUCCAUGAGCCAAACUGGCCAGAUGUAAAUUCUUCUGUAUGCACCCCAGGGCCGAGUCCUCAGUGUAUGAGUUCUUCUGUAUGCACCCCAGGGCCUAGUCCUCAGUGUGUGAAUUCUUCUGCAUGCACCCCAAGACCAAGUCUUCAGGGUUUGAAUUCUUCUGUAUGCACCCCAGGGACAAGUCCUCAGUGUGUGAAUUCUUCUGUAUGCACCCAAGGGCCAAGUGCUCAGUGUGUGAAUUCUAUAUGUACCCCAGGGCUAAGUUCUCAGGGUGUGAAUUCUUCUGCAUGCACCCCAGGGCCAAGUCCUCCCAGUGUAAAUUCCACUGAGUGCCAUCCUGAAGCACAUUUGCAAGGUGUGAAUCAAUGGGCAUCAAUUCUAGGGCCACACAUUCAGUGUGUAGGUUCUACUGGGCGCAAUCCUAAAUCACAUUAUCAAGGUGUAAAUCCUUCCUCAUGCACUCCAGGGCAAAACCCUCAGUGUGAACAUUCCAAUAGGUGUAGUCUUGAGCCACUUCUUCUUGAUAUGAAUCAUGGUAGAACAUUUCCAGCACCACAAAUUAUGUGUGUAAAUCCUGUUUGGUGCAAUACCAAAACACAUUUGCAAGAUGUGGAUUCUUCUGCCUGUACUCGAAGACAAGAGUCACAGUCUGUAAAUUCUACCGGAUACAACCCUGGGCCACAUUUACAAGCCCCGAAACUUCAAGGUAUGAAGUUUUCUGAGUCGAACUCAGGGACAGGAAUUCAAGAGAUACCCUUAAUAGUUAACAAAGGACAACACGUGCAAGACCUGAAGUUUGAAUCAAUUCCAGGGUCAAAUAUUAUAGAUGUAGCACCUGUGGAAUACAACCCUGGGCCACAGGUACAGUGUGUGAAUUUUCCUGAAUUGAAUCCAGGAUUAAAAUUACAAUGCAUAAAUCCAUCGAAGCUUAGUUCACGGGCACAGUUGCAAAACAUGAAGUCCUUUGAGUUGAUGCCUGGAUCAGAAUCUCAAUGUCCAAAAUCUGUUCCGUUGAAUUCUGGACCACCUUUUCAAGGUAUGAUGUCAUCUCACUUAAUGGUAGGGGCAGAGUUUCAAGAGAUCCCAUUUUUGAAGAACCAACUUGGGUCGUGGCAGGAAACUGCACAACCCACAUUUACUUUGAGGCCUCCGUCAAAUGGUGUGAAAUCUGUGGGAGUUUCACCAACCCCACUGCCUGAAGAUAGAAUGUCUCCAGAGAUGAGCAACCAGCCAUUGCUUUGUUUGACAAAUUCUGUAAAAGUGACACCUGGCUGCGGUCUGCAGGACGUGAGAAGUAAGGAAUCUUCACCAGAACCUUGUUUUCAAAAAGUUAAAUCUGUGAAGUUGAAGCCAGGGUCACCGACUCCAAGUGUGAACCCUUUAGAGUUCGCUCCACGCCACUGUUCUCAACGUACUAAGACUUCCUUUGCACCGAAGCCGUGUGUUCAUGAAAGAAAGUCUAUGCAGCUGAGACUAGGCUCCCAACAGCAAAGCAUGGAUUGCCAACAGUUUCCUUUAAAUGAGAAACCAGUGGCAUCGACCCCAGAGUCCACCGGAAACUUCUUAGCAGGCCCAGCACUGUCUAGUGUCAAAUUUUCAAAUUUGAUUCCGGAAUCACAGCAACAGUGCAUGAAAUCGACGGAAUUUACUUCAGAGCCGAAGUGGCAAAGUGUAAACCAUGUGAAAUUGUCAUCGGUGUCUCUGCCACAAACUGGAACCUCUAGGGGGUUAUCACCAAGACCAUUCCUUCAAAAUGUGACACCUGGGAACCAAAAUCCCCAAACACAUCUAUGUGAUCAAACCAUAGAAUCCUCUCAAGAGAUAUAUAGAGCAGGGCACCAGUUGGAGGACUAUGCUGAGAAGAUGAGGCACCAAGUCUCUAAAUUGGUGGAUAUUAUUUCAUUACCAGUUUAUCAAGAUGCGGGGUCUUCAGAAAUGACAAAAGGGUUGGGACAUAAAAGCCCAGAAACAACAGAGAAACCUAUGAGGUUGAACCCCAAACCAACAGAUCAAGGCCUAGAAUCAUUAGGGAUGCCUCAGCAGCUAGAUCUUCAAGGACCAGAAUCUGUUGAUCUGACUCCAACACUAAGUGAUCCAGAUUCAAAGUCCUCAGAACUAACCCCACAGAGAAGCUGCUGGAGCCCAGAAACUCUGCAGUUGCUGCCUUGUUUGUGGCCUCAAUUUAAAGAUGUCAAGGAGUUACCAACAGAACAAGCCACAGAGUCUGAUAGAAUGACCCUCGACCUCAAGAAUCAUGUUGCAGAAGUAAGGAUGCUAACUUGUGAGGUAAGACCAGGGAAAGAAUUUCUUAGUGUGACUUCAAAGCCAGUAAAUAGAGAGACUGGACAUGUAGAAAAAUCUCCAAGGCCGUGUCCUCAAGACUUAGGACCUGUGGUGGUGAGCUCUGGGAAAAGAUCCCAAAGGGAACAAUCAACAUCAAGGCCAUCCUAUCACGUUCCAGAUUCUGCUUCAGGGAUAACACCAGGGCAAGGACCUCAGAUUCCUGAAUCUGUAAGUUUGACCUCUAAGCCACGGCUGCAAAUAGAAGAAUCCUUAGAUUUGUCAACCCAGCAAAUGAGUCAAGUUGUGGAAGAUACAGACUGUGAGGAGCUCACUUUUGAGUCAUGGCAACCAGGGGAGGAAGCAAGCAGGCUAACAAAGCCCCAGGGUGCAAGCAUGGGAACUUUAAACAUAACUCCAAUUGAAUCACUGGAUCAAAUGAUAAAUUUUAUAACGAUCAGUCCAAAGCAGCUAGGUCAAGGGACAGAAUCCGCAAAGACACGGCAUCAUGUUUCUCAGUCAGCCGCUCUCCCCAAAGUUUCCGAAUCUGUGGAAGUUAUCCCUGGACCGCCGUUUCAAGUUCUAGAAUCUGUGAUGAUACCAGAGCCAACUUCUCAAGGGUCAAAACAUACUGAUUUGACUCCCAAACUGCACGAUGUGAUAAUGUCAGAAUUUGCUUCAAGCCUUUGGUUACAAAAUGUUCAAUCCAAAAAAUUAAUCUCAGCACCAACACAUCAAAUUUUAGAAACAAUACAGUUGUCAGGCUUUCAAGUUAUAAAGACUAUAUUGGUUCCCAAACCACUGCUUCUGAUUGUAAAAUCUGAAGAGCUGGCUCCAGGACCAAAUCCUCAGGCUAUAGAACCAAUAGGAGUUGCCACAAAAUCUAGCAUUAAAGUAAUGGAUGGUUUGAAUUUACUCCCAAGAUCACAUCUUCAAGACAUGGUAAAACCUAUGGAACAAACUCCAAGGGCAAAUAUUCAAGAGAAUUUUGCAGAAUUAAUCUUAGAGCAAACAUCUCCACUUGAGGAACCUCCAGUAUUAACUCACGAGCAAAGGCUUCAGGCUGAAAAAUCUCUAGGGAUCAGAACAGAAUUUCCUAAAGUAAUGGAAAUUGAGGAUUUGAAUCAAAGACGGGUGUGUGAGGAUAGAGACUCAGAAAUGAUAACAUCAGAAAAGUUACAAGCACAUGAUUCCUUCUCUAGGUUCAUACCCAGCCCUUCAAUCCCAUUUAUUUCAAGUUCUGUCAAAACAACUGAGUUAGGACCCCUUCAGGGUUCUGGAAUGCCGGAGGUAUCAAGAGCCUUGGCUAUGAAGAACUUUGCUGUUGGUAUUUUGCCAUCUCCAGAGUCCUAUACAGACACUAUUAUGUUCCGUUCAUCAGCCCUUCCCUUGGUUCUUCCCUCUGAUAUUGGGAACACUGUGGGAACCCUAUAUCCUGACAUCUGGAAAAUGGAUGUCCUAUCCAAGGAAGCAACCGAAAAGAAACAAAUGGAAGAAUCUGGGAAUUCAUUCCAGAGCUAUUCUCCAUAUCCACUGAGAUUACUACCCUCGGAGUUUCAGGCAGGAUUAGGGGCUCGAAGAAAUUCUAUCCGUUCUUUCCUGGGUAGACAACAGAAUGUCUGGGAAAGUCAUGUCCGUAGGCAGUGACUCCCUAGAAAGUAUCUCUCCAAUAUGCUGAUGCUGGGAAAUGUUCUGGGAACCACUAUGGAAAGGAAGCUUUGUUCUCAGCCAUUUUUAAUGGAUGGAUAUCAAUUUAUUCAAAGUUUAUUUGGGGUUCCAGCUGAACUGAUGGCAUUUUCCCAGAGCCUACUAGAGAGGGGUCCUAGGACAAUUUUACAGACUUCAGUGGUCAGAAACUAUAUUCAGAGACAUAUUUUAUGCCAUGGUCACGAGAAAAGAAUGCCCUUAAAGAUGUGGACACGUGGAUCCACAUCUUCCAUAUUACAGCAAUACUCCGGUACCAGAUUGGGAAUAAAGAAAACAAACUCAAAACUAAGUGAUAUAUUCCAGGAAGUCACUCAGCAUGUGUCUGUCUCGUGUAUAAGGGCCCAGUUUCCUGCCUUAGUGAAGCCGGAGUCUUCUCUCAAGAUACUUUAUAAUAGGGAAGACCCUGUUUCCAGUGACCAGAAUAAAGACUCACAGAGUGAUUCACCGACAAGGACUUUUGACUCUCACCACUCCCUCAAGGCAAGUUGUCUUUCCCAGGCCGAGAGGGAUAUCUCAGAACAGCUCCAUCUGCUAAAAGAUCUACAGCUAAAAGUAGCAGCAAAACUCUUAGAGAGUCAAGUACCCCACAAUGUCCCUCCACCUUUCUCAUCGGGUCUUGUCCUGAAAUAUCCCAUCUGCAUGCAGUGUGGUCUAUGUUCAGGAGUUAAUUGCUGUCAUAAGUUACAGUCUGCUUUUGGUCCAUAUCUUCUUGUCUACCCACAGAUACACCUUUUAAGCACCCAUGAAGGCCAUGGUGAGAUUCGGUUGCAUCUUGGUUUUAGACUGAGAACUAGGAAAAGACCUCAAGUCUCAAAGCAUCGUGGGAGAAAAAGCAGAUACAUGGAAGAGCACUACAUCACCAUCACGAAGGAAAGCUAAAAUCUAUCCUCCAGCUUCCAAGAGGCCAACUACUCCAAGAGAUUUCCAGGCCCGAUCUUCCCAGGCUUCUGUACAAGUGCACAUUAGAAAAAAGCAACGGGGCAGCCAUGGGGUGGUCCGCCAGACAGACGCCAAAGACUCUGAGCACCAUGAAUUCCGUCAGCUUCACUCUGUAUCCGAGAGUGG
Peromyscus californicus insignis is the source of this 15744-nucleotide messenger RNA. RefSeq lists its product as uncharacterized. The record is from RefSeq and is a predicted model, not a curated record. Bases 9760 to 14619 code for a protein of 1619 amino acids. The transcript is spliced from 2 exons. NCBI's taxonomy places the organism in Eukaryota, Metazoa, Chordata, Mammalia, Rodentia, Cricetidae.